Messenger RNA from Cicer arietinum (chickpea), 1224 nucleotides. RefSeq names its product F-box protein At5g39250. Lineage: Eukaryota; Viridiplantae; Streptophyta; Magnoliopsida; Fabales; Fabaceae. The record is from RefSeq and is a predicted model, not a curated record. Gene Ontology annotation, molecular function: protein binding.
ACUAAUCGUUUUAUUUUCUCUCCAUUUUGGUUUUUCUUUGACUGUUAGAACAAGAUAGAUCCCUAAUCUUGAUCUAGGGUUUACUUCAAUUCCACCACCAAACCAAUCAACAACCUACGCCACACCUCCUCCUACCUUCAGAUCUCUAUAAUCCAUAACUCCACUCUCAUUCAUCUUCUCAAACAAGCAACGUGCUUGAUCAAUAAUUCAUUCAGAUUUUGAUUUGAACUCGGAGUAAUCAAUGGAAUCUGAAGAAGUUUUGAAGGCUGUUUUCCCUUUACUGGAGGGUGUUGACCUUGCUUCUUGUAUGGCUGUAUGUAAGCAGUGGAAAGAGAUAGCUAAAGACGAUUUCUUUUGGAAAUGUUUGUGUGCCAAAAGAUGGCCAUCAAUCUGCAAACGACCUAAUCCUCCUACGCUAACCUACUACAAAUUGUACAAAACCUUCCAUAAACGCCAGCAACGCAGAACUCUUCUCCCACCAAGAAUUUCUUUUGAUGAUUUGGAGUUUUUCAUUGACAUUUGGGCUGAAAAUUUACUUCUCUUCUCAGAAGUGGUACCUGGCUCUGUCCUGCAAUCAGGUUUUAAAAGUCCAUCAUCUGGAGUAUGUGACUUGCUCAAAUUUCACCUUGAGGGUUCUGAAUACAAGAUGACUUUUCCAGUUGAACCUAGGUUUACUAUCCCUUCAGGACAAAAUCAGAAUGUUAGCGUCUCUGUGAUGGUUGGGCGGAAGGAUACAAAUAAGGUUGCACGCAUCAUAAAUAAGUCCAUGUUUGAUUAUAUUGAUCGGUCAUCGUAUAGAGCUUUGGCAUUUGAUUACCUAGACAUAUCCCCUGGCUACCCCUUUUUGUCCGGCAUCCGGGCAUGGAUCUCUUUGCUAUUCAUGGAAGAUGUAAAAGAAGAUCUUAUGGAUGUAUUUGGGAUCCAAAUGGAUUUCUGUGAUGUGGCAAAUUCUAAGGAAGAAGUGUUGUGGCUAAUGGACAUGCUAGAUUGGAAGUGAAUGUUAAAAGUGUGAUGUUCCCAGCAUUGCCUCAGAAAUAAUUGCACAUUGUGGUUUCAUGUUAACUUGUUUUGUUGAUAUAUUUGUGUGCAUUACAAGGUUUUACAAUCUUUUUAUCAGCACAAAUUUGUAUAAUUGGUCGUUGUUGUUAAUAUCUUGAAUUUUUGGGUAUGUAAAUACUCUAUAACUUCCUUGUCACUAAUAAAUGCUUUUAUUUUUAUUUUUUA